Gastrolobium bilobum is the source of this 1026-nucleotide messenger RNA. RefSeq names its product stearoyl-[acyl-carrier-protein] 9-desaturase 6, chloroplastic-like. Gene Ontology annotation, molecular function: stearoyl-[ACP] desaturase activity. Lineage: Eukaryota; Viridiplantae; Streptophyta; Magnoliopsida; Fabales; Fabaceae. The transcript is spliced from 2 exons. The record is from RefSeq and is a predicted model, not a curated record. Gene Ontology annotation, cellular component: chloroplast stroma. Gene Ontology annotation, biological process: fatty acid biosynthetic process. The coding region runs from base 19 to 1026 and encodes 335 amino acids.
AACCGAAAGACGCAUUCAAUGCCACCGCAGAAGAUAGAAAUUUUCAAGUCACUGGAGAGCUGGGCAUCGCAGAGUCUCCUUCCACUGGUGAAGCCUGUGGAGCAAAGUUGGCAACCCCGUGACUUGUUGCCUGACUCAUCACUGCCGUUGGAUGAGUUCACCGAUCAGGUCAAGGAACUACGAGAUCGAACGGCUGAGCUUCCAGAUGAUUUCCUAGUGGUUCUGGUUGGUGACAUGAUCACUGAGGAAGCGUUGCCAACGUACCAGACUUGGAUAAACAAGCUUGAUGGUGUUGGAGAUGAGACGGGUUCAUGUCAAACCCCAUGGGCUGUGUGGUCACGCUCUUGGACUGCUGAGGAGAAUAGGCAUGGAGAUUUGCUCAAAACAUAUCUUUAUCUCUCGGGUCGGGUCGAUAUGCUCAUGGUUGAGAAGACUAUCCAUUACCUAAUUGGAGCUGGCAUGGAUCUGGGAACAGAAAACAAUCCAUAUAUGGGGUUUGUCUACACAUCAUUCCAAGAGCGAGCCACUUUUGUAUCACACGGUAACACGGCUCGGUUGGGUAAGGAGGGUGGUGAUCCGGUGCUUGCACGCAUUUGCGGUACCAUUGCUGCAGACGAGAAGCGGCACGAGAACGCAUACGUAAGGAUCGUGGAGAAGCUUCUAGAAGUGGACCCCACUGAAGCCAUGAUGGCCAUAUCACACAUGAUGCGCCACAAGAUCACGAUGCCAGCUCACUUGGUCUAUGAUGGGAGGGACCCACACCUCUUCGAUCAUUUCUCUGCAGUGGCACAGCGCCUCGGCGUAUACACUGCCGGUGAUUACGCAGACAUCAUGGAGUUCUUGAUCGGACGGUGGAGAUUGGAGAAGCUGGAGGGUUUGACGAGUGAGGGUAAGCGUGCACAGGAGUUCGUGUGUGGACUUCCACCCAGGAUUAGAAGGCUGCAAGAGCGUGCUGAAGAGCGCGCGCGAAAGAAGAAGAUGGAUGUCAACUUCAGCUGGAUAUUUAACAAAGAGGUGCUUCUAUGA